UCUGAGCCUCUGGGCUUGCAGCCUCUGUGCAGCCUCUGGGCUUGCGAAACGCAGCAUCCUCUAGACCCCGCCCGACCACCUUGUGUCUGCUCAGCAUAGCAGCAGCAGCAGUGCUGGUCCAAUGCCAAUGCACCGAAUACAGCGCCGUGGCCAAGACGCGACAGGGGGGCGGAGUGCAGCACGAUCGCGGUGCUUCGUUGGAGAAUCUGUCGCACUUUCCGCUCGUCGUCGCGCCGGAGUCACCAAACGGGGUCGGCCACAAAGCUUGGCUGUGCACCUCUUCGCUCGCUGCACACACCGACGCUGGCGUGGCACUCGUUUCUUGGCGAGAUUCACAAUGACAGAAUUGCGACGCUCAACUCUCACCACUCUUCCUGCCAAGACGCAAAAACACGCACGACCAAAUUAUGGUUCGGAUCAGUGCCUCACUCGGCCGCCAAGACUCUGUGCACAUGCCCAAGGUACGGGCCCGCCGUACGGGGGUACGGGACAUGGGACACGGGACACGGGACACGGGACACGGGACACGGGACACGGGAUACGGGAUACGGGAUACGGAUACGGGUACUCAACAAGUCGGCGAGGUCAGCCAUCCUUGCCGUCUGUCCUCGGGCGAGCUGCCUUGCCUUCUUCUGGGUCAAUUGGAUGGCGCCGCAGAGCAAUAGCCCCGUUCUCUCUACCGACUCGCCGAACGAGCCCACAGGCGGCAGCACGGGCAGCGGCCAGACGUCAGUAUUAACAACGACGCCCGUUUCCAAGACAUGGCUGUGGUACCGCAUCACGGAUGCCCAUUUAUCGACAACAUGUUUCCCCGAUAGGUCCGUCAAACGUUUCGGAUCAGGAGCCCCUCG
Molecule: messenger RNA, 851 nt
Organism: Lasiosphaeria miniovina
Lineage: Eukaryota; Fungi; Ascomycota; Sordariomycetes; Sordariales; Lasiosphaeriaceae
Exons: 1
Coding region: 122-739 (205 amino acids)
Source: RefSeq, a predicted model, not a curated record